This is a messenger RNA of Pestalotiopsis fici W106-1, 600 nucleotides long. RefSeq lists its product as uncharacterized. The transcript has a single exon. The record is from RefSeq and is a predicted model, not a curated record. Lineage: Eukaryota; Fungi; Ascomycota; Sordariomycetes; Amphisphaeriales; Sporocadaceae. The coding region runs from base 1 to 600 and encodes 199 amino acids.
AUGGCUGAUAUUCCGACCGACACCCCGACCGCCGCCGAGCUCAGCACGGCUAGCAAGCUUGACAUGUCGCUUGAAGACAUAAUCAAGCAAAACAAGAAGCCCGCCAAGAAGCGCAAGUUCCGCGAGCGCGCAGAGAAGGAGAAGGAGCAGAAGGGCAAAGAGAGAGAGGAAGAGGAGGAGGAGGAAGCUGAUGAGGAGCUUGGCUUGGCUCAUAGAUCCAAGAUCAGCAAGCUGGACAUGUCUCUGGACGACAUCAUUGCCCAGAAUUCGAGCACUCAGCAAGCCGAGGAGGACUCUGGCUUGGCCGGCAGCCCCCCCGAGGUUGCACGACAGCCUCUGGUACCAAUCGUGCCAUGGAAAAGUUUGAGAAGAAUUCGUGGUCCAGCCCUUCUUCGUAGCAUUGACCCCACCAUGACAAACUACGAGAGCACUUCUGGCAGAGUUACGGUGGCCAAAGUUGACUCUCAAGAGGCAUUCAGCGAGUUUCGCGACAGAUAUCUCGCGCGGAUCCAUGACGCACUCGAGAACGGAGACGUGGAGGUGGAGUUUCGCUUCUGGAAGGUUCCUAAUGCCCCCAACGUCGAGCCGCGCAACGAAUAG